Molecule: messenger RNA, 1037 nt
Organism: Dryobates pubescens (Downy woodpecker)
Lineage: Eukaryota; Metazoa; Chordata; Aves; Piciformes; Picidae
Gene: NEURL2
Product: neuralized E3 ubiquitin protein ligase 2
Exons: 2
Coding region: 1-807 (268 amino acids)
Biological process (GO): intracellular signal transduction
Molecular function (GO): ubiquitin protein ligase activity
Source: RefSeq, a predicted model, not a curated record
AUGGCUGCCCGGUGCCGGCUCGCCACCAGCUUCCACCGAGUCCACGGUGCCAAUGUCCAGCUGGACGCCUCACGCAUGCGGGCCACACGAGUGGAGAGCUUUGCCAACGGGCUCUGCUUCAGCCAGGAGCCGCUGGCGCCGGGGCAGAUCUUCCUGGUGGAGAUCGAGGAGAAGGAGAAGGGCUGGUGCGGGCACCUGCGUGUGGGGCUGACGGCCCACGACCCCCAGAGCCUGGAGGUGGUGCCCGAGUACUCGCUGCCAGACCUGGUCAAUCUGGGUGACACCUGGGUGUUCGCCAUCACCCGCAGCCACAACCGCGUGGCGCCGGACGGGGGGGAGGAGGCGCCGGAACCGGCACCGGCACGGUGCUCGCCCUGGGAGCCCUUCCUGCUGAUCGAGCAGGUGCGGAUCCCCCGGGACGCGCUGGUGGGGCGCAGCCGGCCCGGCCGCUACAGCCACAUCCUGGACGAGCUGUACAGGGCCAACGUGCUGCCGGCCACGGCCCGGCGCAGCCGUAUCGGCGUGCUGUACACCCCGCAGCCCGACGGCACCGCCGACAUGCACAUCGUCAUCAACGGGCAGGACAUGGGGCCCAGCGCCCGCCGCCUGCCCACCGCACGCCCACUCUACGCCGUGGUCGAUGUCUUCGCCUCCACCAAGAGCGUCCGGAUCAUCCCGGUGGAGUAUGGCUUGCCCUCUCUGCAGACCCUCUGCCGCUUGGUCAUCCAGAAGCACAUCAUCCACCGCCUAGCCAUCGAUGGCCUGGACCUGCCACCACCACUCAAGAGCUUCUGCAAACAUGAGUGAGGUGUUGGGGACUCUGCCCUGGCUACCCCUGUACCAACAGCCCCCCGGUAGCAGCUGGCCAGCUGCCUGGGCAGGAGCUGUGUCCCCUGGCUGUCCCCUGGCCCACCACACGCUGCCACCAGGCUGAUGCAGGAGCAGGGGCAGUGCAGGGGAUGGACUCCCCUCAUCACAGAUGGGUGCAGUGGGGCUGGUGACAGGGCUCAGAGCGAGCAAUAAAGUGAUGCCAGACA